AUGGGCAACCGAACGCAGGCGCGACCGCCGCGGCUGCCUGCCUCUGCCCGGCGCAUCAUCCCCGCGAUCGUCUUUGUGCAGCACUUGAUCUCGGCGCUGUACUUUACGGUUCUCUCGCUGCUCUACUACAACGCAUCAGAUGUCGAUGUCAUGGUCCUGCAGGGUAGCUACAUGCACCUCUCGGCCGGCGUCUUUCUCUGCAUUGGCGCCCUCCACGUCUACGCUCUAGUGCGCAACGCGUGUCGGCGGCGACGGCGGUACCAGCUCCUCACUCGCUUUACCCCGCCGUGGACGACGCUCCUCUCCCCCAACUCGUACAUCCUUCUAUCGCAUUUCGUGGAGGUGGGUUGCGAGAGCUACUUUGCCUACCUCCUCGCCGACUCGAUCGUGCAGCAGCACGUCUCGUUCUUGUAUGCGAUCGUGCUGAGCGCCAACUGCCUCGUGACGCCGUGGGUCGUCUUUGUAUCGGACGUGCGUCUCAAGACGCUGCUGCUCGAUGCCAUCGACUGCUUUGCUGGCUUUCUCCUCGGCACGUGCUUUCCGCUCGUGUAUUUUCUGCUACCGCUGCUGCACUACAGCUUCUUCGGCAACGGGUUUGAAGACAACGACUUUGCGUGGCACGUGCGCUUCAUUCCACCGGCGCGGCUGCUCGUCACGUCGUCGGUGGCGCACCUCUUUCUUCUCGCGACGCCCAGCGUUGUAACAUGGUGCACGCUUCGGCGCGUCACCCGCGUCGUCAACACGACGUGGCGAAAGCGACCGCGGAUGUCGGUGGCGCCUACGCGCUUGUAUGUGUCGCCGGUGCUCCUGCAGUCGCUCUCGACCAUCAACGCGGUCAGCGAGCGGCCACGGACUCUCCGCACCCUCGUCCUUGUGUACAGUCUUUGGGGACUUGUCGUCGCAGGCAUGUCAGUGCACGCGACCUUUCUACGGCCGCCGAGCUGCCCGAGCGGCUGCGCGUAUGCAGCGGCUCCGUGGUUUGAUGCGUCGUGCCAUUGUCUCUACUUUAAGCUCAACUGCGUCGCUCACGAGAUUGCCAACAGCACACAAAUAGACACAUAUCUCGAAGGCCUUGGCGCGCGCGUCUUGUAUCUGCAUAUACAGCAGUGCGACAUGCCGAUGGGCCUCACGGAAGCGACGCUGCGGCAAUUUCCCAGCCUCUAUGCGCUCCGUCUCGAGAUGACGCAGCUCCGCGCCUGGAACGUUCCGAGCGCGGCGCUUCCGUCGACGCUGAUGCGGUUUGAGGUGCGGUACAGUGCGCUGGCGACGGUGCCGCAGAUCCUGUACGACCCCGCCGCGAGCCUCAAGUGGGUCUACCUCAUUGGCUCGCAGCUCCACGACGUGCCUGACGAUGUACGGUGGCGAAAUCUGAUUUCGAUCUGGCUAAGCGAAGGCACGUUUACGCGUGUGCCACCGCACAUUCUGCGCUUGAACCAGAUAGAGGUUCUGGCGAUGGACCGCAACCAGAUCGAUUCACUCCCAGACACCAUGGCGACGAGUCUCCCUAGUCUCUUGUGGCUCUACAUGGAGAGUAAUGCGCUCACGAGCUUUCCGGCGUCGCUGGUGACACCGAGGCGUCACUUGUACUUUGGUGGCAACCCAAUUGCAGAGAUUCCAAGCAACAGCUCGAGCGCCCGCCUCCAUAUGGCCGGCUCUACCUACUGCAGUGCGCAAGGAGCUCAUGGCGUCGGCUGUCACACGCUCUGCGCCCCUGGCUGCUCGGCGAUGCUGCUCCAAAACUACCUCUGUGACCGUCCGUGCAACGUCUCGGCGUGCGCGUACGACGCCGGCGACUGUCUCUGGCAAUAA
Messenger RNA from Saprolegnia parasitica CBS 223.65, 1809 nucleotides. RefSeq lists its product as hypothetical. Lineage: Eukaryota; Oomycota; Saprolegniomycetes; Saprolegniales; Saprolegniaceae. The transcript has a single exon. The record is from RefSeq and is a predicted model, not a curated record. Bases 1 to 1809 code for a protein of 602 amino acids.